This is a messenger RNA of Nyctereutes procyonoides (raccoon dog), 4445 nucleotides long. RefSeq names its product capping protein regulator and myosin 1 linker 2 (gene CARMIL2). Gene Ontology annotation, biological process: cell migration; regulation of Arp2/3 complex-mediated actin nucleation. Gene Ontology annotation, molecular function: protein binding. Lineage: Eukaryota; Metazoa; Chordata; Mammalia; Carnivora; Canidae. The record is from RefSeq and is a predicted model, not a curated record. Gene Ontology annotation, cellular component: plasma membrane; lamellipodium.
GGGCCGGGCCCCCAGGCUUCCUGUGUGCGCGCCCGCCCGCAACUGCUUCUCGGAGCUGCUUGGGCCACCCCGCGGCCCCAUGGCCCAGACCCCCGACGGCGGCAUCUCGUGCGAGCUGAGAGGCGAGAUCACCAGGUUCCUGUGGCCCAAGGAGGCCGAGCUGCUGCUGCAGACCUGGCUACCCGAGCGGGAGGGUGCUGAGCGAGGUCAUGUCCUGGCGCUGCUACGAUGGCGAGCCUACCUGCUCCACACCUGCCUCCCCCUGAGGGUGGACUGCACAUUCAGCUACCUGGAGGUCCAGGCCAUGGCGCUGCAGGAGACACCCCCUCAGGUGACUUUUGAGCUAGAGUCCCUGCCUGAGCUGGUCCUGGAGUUUCCUGGUGUGGCUGCCCUGGAACAGCUGGCCCAGCACAUUGCUGCAGCCAUCAAGAAGGUCUUCCCUUGCUCCACCCUUGGGAAGCUAUUCCGGAGGCCCACAUCCCCCUCCAUGCUGGCUCGCCUGGAGAGAAGCAGCCCCUCUGAGGACACUGUGCCCAGCAGCCCCUGUGGUGGCUUCUUGGAGACAUACGAGGCCCUGUGUGACUACAAUGGCUUCCCUUUCCGAGAGGAGAUUCAGUGGGAUGUGGACACCAUCUACCAUCGUCAGGGCUGUCGCCACUUCAGUCUAUGCGACUUCAGCCAUCUAGGCAGUCGGGACCUGGCCUUGAGUGUGGCUGCCCUGUCCUACAACCUAUGGUUCCAAUGCCUCUCCUGUGUGGACAUGAAGCUGAGCCUUGAGGUCUCAGAACAGAUUCUGCACAUGAUGAGUCAGUCGUCCCACCUGGAGGAGCUAGUGCUAGAGAACUGCGGCCUGAGAGGAGACUUUGUCCGGCGACUGGCCCAGGCACUGGCGGGGCACUCAAGCUCCGCCCUCCGGGAACUUAGCCUAAAUGGGAACCUGCUGGACGACCGAGGCGUGACUGCUCUCAGCAGACACCUGGAGCAUCGCCCAGGAGCCCUAAGGAGGCUCGGCCUGGCGCACACAGGGUUGACCCCGAGAGGAAUGAGGUCUCUGGGCCGCGCACUGGCUGCCAAUGUGGCCUUUGACACCGCCCUGACCCACCUGGACCUUUCCGGGAACCCUGGGGCGCUGGGGGCGUCGCAGGACAAUGGGGGCCUCUACGCUUUCCUGAGCCGUCCUAACGUUCUGACGUUCCUGAACCUCGCGGCCACCGACGCCGCCCUGGACACUGUGAGAGGCGGGCCGCGGGGGGCGAGCGGGGGGCGCGGCCGGGCGGGGGCGGAGGGGGCGCGGCCGGCGUGAGUGGCCCACACCCUCCUCCCGCAGCUCUUCGCCGCGCUGGCCCGCGGCUGCUGCCCCAGCCUCCGCCACCUGGACGCCUCGAGGAACGUCUUCUCCCGCACGAAGUCCCGGGCCGCGCCCGCCGCGCUGCAGCGCUUCCUCAGCCGCGCGGGGACGCUUCGGCACCUGGGCCUGGCGGGCUGCAGGCUGCCGCCCGACGCGCUCAGGGCCCUUUUGGAAGGCCUCGCGCUCAACACGCACACGGGCGACCUGCACCUGGACCUCAGCGCCUGUGAGCUGCGCUCAGCCGGCGCUCAGGUGAUACAGGACCUGGUGUGUGACGCCGGCGCCGUGAGCUCCCUGGAUUUGGCCGAUAAUGGCUUCGGCUCAGACAUGGUGACCCUGGUGCUGGCCAUCGGGAGGAGCCGGUCCCUGCGACAUGUGGCACUUGGAAGGAACUUCAACGUCCGGUGCAAGGAGACCCUGGACGACGUCCUGCACCGCAUUGUCCAGCUCAUGCAGGAUGACGACUGUCCCUUGCAGUCUCUGUCCGUGGCUGAGUCGCGGCUAAAGCAGGCCUCCAGCGUCCUGCUCCGGGCCCUGGGCACCAAUCCCAACCUGACGGCGCUGGACAUCAGCGGCAACGCCAUGGGUGACACCGGCGCCAAAAUGCUGGCCAAGGCACUUCGGGUCAACACCAGGCUCCGGUCUGUGGUCUGGGACCGGAACCACACGUCUGCCCUGGGCCUGCUGGACGUGGCGCAGGCCCUGGAGCAGAACCGCAGCCUAAAGGCCAUGCCUCUGCCACUGAACGACGUGGCCCAGGCACAUCGCAGCCGCCCGGAACUGACCGCCCGCGCAGUGCAUCAGAUCCAAGCCUGUCUUUUGAGGAAUAACCGUGCGGACCAUGCCUCUUCUGACCGCAUGCCCCGGCCGCGGCCACCUGGUCUGGUCUCAAACCCCUCAGAACAGGAAGUGAAUGAACUGUGUCAGUCAGUGCAGGAGCACAUGGAGCUCCUGGGCUGUGGGGCUGGACCUCAGGGUGAAGCUGCUGUGCACCAGGCAGAGGAUGCCAUCCAAAAUGCCAACUUCUCUCUCAGUAUCCUCCCAAUUCUGUAUGAGGCUGGGAGCUCCCCAAGUCACCAGUGGCAGCUGCGGCAGAAGCUAGAGGGCCUCUUAGGACAGGUGGGUGAGGUCUGCCGCAAGGAUAUUCAGGACUUCACUCAGGCCACACUGGACACAACAAGGAGCCUCUGCCCACAGAUGCUACAGGGACCCAGGUGGAGGGAGCAGCUAGAGGGGGUCCUGGUGGGCUCAAGGGGCCUCCCAGAGCUGCUCCCAGAGCACCUACUACAAGAUGCCUUCACUAGGCUCAGGGAUAUGCGGCUGUCAGUUACAGGGACCUUGGCAGAGAGCAUUGUGGCUCAGGCUCUGGAGGGGCUGAAUGCAGCCCGGGAUCGGCUGGUAGAGAAUCUGGCUCGGCAGGCAACAGUGGCAAUGCCUCUUGCUAUACCAGCGCUGGAUGGAGGUGAGACCAGCCCCCUUGGGCCUGGGGAAUUGGAAGGUCUUUUCUUCCCUGAGGAGGUGAAGGAAAAGCAAGAGGAUGAAGAAGAGCAGAAGGAUGACAGUCCUCCACAAAAAUGGCCUGAGUCCAGCCAGUGCCUUCAUUUGGUUCCCUCCACUCACAGUGCUGCUGAGGUACCGGAGCCCGAGCUGGCGGCUCCGGGGGAAGAUGCGGAGCCGCAGGCGGGGCCUUCUGCGCGUGGCUCUCCGAGCCCCGCCGGCCCCGGGCCCCAGGCCGGCCCACUGCCUCGCAUGGACCUGCCACCCUCUGGACAGCCCCUGCGCCAUCCGACCCGGGCCCGGCCGCGGCCACGGCGCCAGCACCACCACCGGCCGCCGCCGGGGGGCCCCCAGGUGCCCCCAGCCCUGCCGCAGGAAGGGAAUGGGCUCAGUGCCCGCGUGGACGAGGGCGUGGAGGAAUUCUUCUCCAAAAGGCUGAUCCAGCAGGAUCGCCUCUGGGUCCCUGAAGAGGACCCGGCCAACGAGGGGGGUGCCACCCCUGUCCCUCGUACACUGCGAAAGAAGCUGGGUACCCUCUUUGCCUUCAAGAAGCCUCGUUCAACACGGGGGCCACGGCCUGAACUAGAGACCAGCCCUGGGGCAGCUCCCCGCACUCGAAAGACCACUCUUGGAGACCUGUUGCGGCCACCAGCCCGUCCUGGCCGUGGUGAGGAGCCUGGUGGGGCUGAGGGGGGCACCAGCAGCCCUGACCCUGCCCGCAGGAGCCGGCCUCGUUAUACUCGGGAAAGCAAAGCCUAUUCAAUGAUACUGCUACCUGCUGAAGAGGAGGAGGAAACACUGGGUGCCAGACCUGACAAGCGACGUCCCCUGGAGCGGGGAGACACAGAGCUGGCCCCAUCUUUUGAACAGCGGGUCCAAGUGAUGCUGCAGAGGAUCGGUGUGAGCAGAAGCAGCGGGAGUGCCGAAGGCAAGAGGAAGCAAAGCAAGGAUGGAGAGAUCAAGAAGGCUGGCUCAGAUGGUGACAUCAUGGACAGUUCCACAGAGGCCCCUCCCAUCUCCAUCAAGUCCCGCACCCACUCCGUGUCUGCUGACCCCUCGUGCAGACCUGGUCCAGCGGGUCAAGGGCCUGAGUCUACCAGCUGGAAGACACUGGGGCAGCAGCUGAAUGCAGAGCUCAGGGGCCGUGGUUGGGGCCAACAGGAUGGUCCGGGCCCCCCCUCUCCUUGCCCCAGCCCCAGCCCACGAAGAGCCAGCCCCUCCCCAGACAGCCUGGGCCUCCCAGAGGACCCUUGCUUGGGCCCCAGGAAUGAAGAUGGCCAACUGAGGCCAAGGCCUCUCUCGGCAGGGCGACGAGCAGUGUCUGUGCAUGAGGACCAGCUCCAGGCCCCUGUUGAACGGCCCCUGAGGCUGCAGCGCUCCCCUGUCCUCAAGCGGAGGCCGAAGCUUGAGGCGCCCUCCUCUCCAAGCCUCGGAUCUGGCCUUGGAACCCAACCUCCACCCCCACAGCCUACAGAGCCCUCCAGCCCCGAGCCAACCCCCCCCUCCCCAGCCACAGACCAAAGAGGCGGCGGCCCCAACCCCUGAUCCCUCUCCUUUUCCUGCCGCAUGAGAUUAUUUUAUUAAAAAACUCAAAGGAGCA